AUGCCCACGUGCACGUGCACGCCCAAACUGUCAGACAGGACGCGCAAGAGUGCGCCGAGCAGCCGUCAAAGGGGCUUUUCUGCAGGCUCACAGAGCCUCAUGAAAUAUGCAAAAUAUGAAGCAAACUCCAGGGCUCUCUGUGGCGUUCAGGGAAGCUCGGGGCUUUGGACCUUCAUGCGUCUCCCAGCGGCAGAGGGCACCCACUCCUUCUCCUCCUCUUCCUUCUCCUCCUCCUCCUCCUCCUCCUCCUCCGUCUGGACCAUGAGCGGCGAGCAGGACUUUGGGGACGGCGCCAUGGGCGUCACGCUCACGCUGCGCCUGCUCAUGCACGGGAAGGCGGAGGCGGGCGUGCAGGCCGUGCACCAGGGCCGGCGGGAGCUUCUGGAGGAGGCCUGCAGCUCCUACACCCGCAAGCGGCGCGUCCUGAUCCCGGAGGACCUGAAGCACGUGGUGGUGGACGACCAGCACGGGCUGCUGUACUGCUACGUGCCCAAGGUGGCCUGCACCAACUGGAAGCGCGUGCUGAUGGUUUUGACGGGCGCGGCCGGGGCCCGGACCUCCCCCCUGGACAUCCCCGCCCACGAGGCCCACGUCCCCGGGACCCUUCGGACUCUGUCCGAGUACUCGGCCCCGCAGAUCAACCGGCGGCUGCGCUCCUACCUGAAGUUCGUGUUCGUGCGGGAGCCCUUCGAGCGGCUGGUGUCGGCCUACCGGAACAAGUUCACGCGGAGCUACAACACGGCCUUCCACCGGCGGUACGGAACCAAGAUCGUGCGCCGGCACCGGCCGGACCCGCGGCCCGAGGCCCUGGAAACGGGCGGAGACGUGUCCUUCGAGGAGUUCGUGUACUACCUGGUGGACCCGGCGACCCGGCGCGAGGAGCCCUUCAACGAGCACUGGGAGCGCGUGCACUCGCUGUGCCACCCCUGCCUCAUCCACUACGACGUGGUGGGCAAGUACGAGACUCUGGAGCAGGACUCCCGAUACGUGCUGCAGCUGGCCGGGGUGGAGGGCCAGGUGGGCUUCCCCGCCUCCCCCCAGAGCGCCCGCACCACCGGGGACAUGGCCGCCCAAAAACUGGAGAUCAGAGACACUAUUAAGUCCUCAGUGUUGCCCGAGGGGGGGUAG
Messenger RNA from Menidia menidia (Atlantic silverside), 1128 nucleotides. The record is from the annotation of a GenBank genome assembly. NCBI's taxonomy places the organism in Eukaryota, Metazoa, Chordata, Actinopteri, Atheriniformes, Atherinopsidae.